Molecule: messenger RNA, 1364 nt
Organism: Paramuricea clavata
Lineage: Eukaryota; Metazoa; Cnidaria; Anthozoa; Malacalcyonacea; Plexauridae
Source: the annotation of a GenBank genome assembly
CGGAAUUCAAGUGUUGUUAUCAAAAGUGCCGUCAUCUUGUGAUUUACAAAUAACAAUUGGCGAAGUCUAAUAGGAAGUCCUUGCGAAGAUGGAGGCAGAUGCUAAAGCCUACGAUGAACUCAGUGGACCACAAAUCGAAGAAGGUAGUCAAUUUGUCCAUGAACUAAACCUUUCCCUGGGAGAUAAGGUGCUUGAUAUGGGUUGCGGUACAGGCCAUGUCACUAAAUAUAUUGCUAAUAUCGUUGGCCCUGAUGGUCAGGUAGUCGGAGUUGAUCCCGAUGCUGAGCGAAUCAAAAUUGCUAAAGAGAAAUAUAAAGGAAUCAGUAAUCUUCAGUUCUAUGUCGGUAGCAGUGCGAUUGGAUUUCUAUACGAUAAUGAGCCAUAUUACGAUGUCCAUAUCAGCACGAAUGCAUUCCACUGGAUCCCUAAUGACGAGAAAAGCAUUUAUCUACAGAAAGCACAUCAAUGCUUGAAAUCUGGGGGGAAACUGGCCAUCUUCUGUGCCGCAAAGAUGCCGGAUGAUGUUAGAACUGCAGGAUAUUAUCCAUUAACCCAACAGGGCUGUCGAGAUUUGUUUCAAGAGAUUGGUUUCUUCAACGAUGUUGUGGUAGACGAACCACCCUACCUAUUUCGAUUUAAAUCAUUUGCAGAAUUCAAGCAAUGGUACAAAGCUUCAACACAUCUGGAUCUUGACGAUGAGGACCCUGUGUUUAUCAAGAAAUUUAUUACCUUAGAAGAUGACGGACAGGUUUCUUUGAAAGGAUUAAAUAUAUGCAUCACAGCGUGCAAAGAUUGAUUUUAAUAAUAAUGGGCCGUCGUCAGACGUCAAGACUCAAGUGCCCCCAAAAGAUGGCUAGAAAACGAUUUUCGUUGCACACUUCGCUAAACUGAAAAAAAUACGUAUUCUUAUAGAUUAACUGACGCUGAAUCCAAAUCUAAAACGUUCUUGCGGGUUCACCCUGCAGUUUGUUUUGUAAAUUGCGACAAAAUCUUAAAAUUUACAAGUUUCACAAUAGCAUUUUUACUAUAUGCCAUACGUCAAAAUGCGUACUCUUGGAUAUGUCACUUCCGCCUCCUCUUGAGAUAUGUGAAUUCAGAUUUGAGGUAAACAAUGAGCAACACGAUUUUCAAGUUUCAUAUUAUUACGCAAUCUCGUUCCCCACCAUGCCCGUUCGCAGGUUAAGGGUGGGCAUAGCUCUGGAGAAAUCGAAUUGAUUCAGGCCUGUGAUUGGCCAACGGCAGAUAGUACGUUGGAUUUCCAACUGUGAGUUCUAUAUAAACAAAGUAUUUUGAAUUUCUCGUCGAAAAUUUGAUACUUCAGUCAGUUUACACUGAAAUCGAUUGAAAACAACUAGAAAUUCUGG